Scleropages formosus (Asian bonytongue) is the source of this 1853-nucleotide messenger RNA. RefSeq names its product zinc finger, AN1-type domain 1 (gene zfand1). Lineage: Eukaryota; Metazoa; Chordata; Actinopteri; Osteoglossiformes; Osteoglossidae. The transcript has 8 exons. The record is from RefSeq and is a predicted model, not a curated record. The coding region runs from base 44 to 856 and encodes 270 amino acids. Gene Ontology annotation, molecular function: zinc ion binding. Gene Ontology annotation, cellular component: cytoplasm; cytoplasmic stress granule. Gene Ontology annotation, biological process: cytoplasmic stress granule disassembly.
AUGGCGCCAGAGAGGAAGAGGAAGAAGUGAGGAGGAAGUGACUAUGGCGGAGCUGGACGUUGGUAAACACUGUCGGAUUGAGUCCUGCCAUCAGAAAGACUUUCUGCCCUUUGUGUGUGAGGCCUGUUCGGGGGUCUUCUGCCUUGAACACAGAAGCCGAGGAUCUCACUCUUGCCCUGAGCUCCCCGCAGCGAAGGGUGUGUCCGCAUCCGGCAGCAGCACGUCUUACGCGUGCUCCGUCCCACACUGUGCUGGGAGGGAGUUGCUGCCUGUCGUGUGUCCGCACUGCGAGAAGCACUUCUGCCUCGCACAUCGGCACCAAGAUGACCAUCAGUGUGAAAAGCUGGAGGCACCCAAACCCCGCAUGGCAGCCACCAAGGAGCUUGUGAAGAAAAUAGUAGAUUCAAAGGCAGCGCUGCCCCCCAGUGCAGGGAGGAAGGGUGCAAAGAACAGCGCCACUGCGGCCAAGGUGGCCCUCAUGAAGCUGAAGCUCCAUGCAGCUGGGGACAAGGGGCUGCCACAGACGGAAAGGACCUAUUUCCAGGUGUUCCUCCCCAAAGGCUCGAACCAGUCGAGUUUGCCCAUGUUCUUCUGUUCCAAGUGGAGUGUGGGGAAAGUAGUGGACUUUGCUGCGUCCCAAGCGAACUUAAAGAACGCAAACAACGUAUUGACAGCUAAGAAACUGCGGCUGUGUCACCCGCACACGGGGGAGGCCUUGAAGAUGGACGACGCUCUGCUCUCCUGGCUCUCUCACCCCGAGAGGCCCCUGCACAACGGCGGGAACGUCAUUCUGGAGUACCUGGAGAACGACUGCGCGCAGCUUCCGGACACCAGCGCCUAUCUGUCCCAGUCCUGAUGGAGGCAGUGUCCUUAUCACAGGCUUUUUCUGUUAGCAUCUAAUUCUUUACAAUCUGUAUUAAAGUUUUCCUUCUGUUUCAAAUUUCGUUGAGUGUUGUUGUUUUGGUUUUAACAUUGAGUACAUUUUCAAGAUGGUACGAAUUACUGCGACCUCAUCUAGGCCCAGCGCAACUAGGACCCACAGCCCCCCCCUGGCCUAUCCCCCACUCAGCCCAGUCACAGAACUCAAGGCAAAUGUGAAUGAGUCACAGAAUGAGUCAGAGUCCAAGUGCUGGAUGGGCCAGGGUGCGAACAAGGCCUUAAAGGCAAUUCCUGAUUUGGAACAAGGCUGAGGAAACGGUGUGGGUGUCCACUCUGUCCGUUUCAGCUACAGGUUACCUUAAUCACAUUUGCUGCUGCUUCGUGUCAUUUAACAGUGGACGGGAAGUGUGUGGAGAAAAGGUGCUGGGGAAAAAAAAGGAAGAACAAGUGACUGUACAGGACAGGUAUCCUGUAAUUAAGAUUUGUCACAUUUAGAAACUAAAACUGAACUAAUCCAUGCCUAACAGGCCCAGUUUAGCAAUUGCAGCACUAUCCAACCUGCUCUCUGGAAGCUUGUUUGAUAACCAAGGAUAAACGUAUGUCAGGUUUAUGGGCAUAAUUAAGCCUAGAGAGGAUUACUGUUGCAUCCUUUCAGGCAAAGGGCAUAAGUUCUACUCCCUCCACUUAUUUUCAAAGAGCUUCUGCUUGUUGAAGUAAUCUACACAUUUUUAGGAUAGAGGUGUUUUUAUUUCAGAAACCAUGGUGACCCAGGUGGGACUCGAACCCACAAUCCCCAGCUCCGGAGGCUGAUGCCUUAUCCAUUAGGCCACUGGGCCACCCUGGAAGCCUCUUAGUACUUUAUAUUUCUGUUUUUUAAUGAAAUAUGGAAGGCAGUUUCAAAAUUAGUCAGAAAGUGCAUUUCAUAUGACCCGUCCUGGGUGUGUCCCCUCCCCCUCCAGCCUUAUGCCCUGUUG